AUGACACCAUCGAAGAACUCAGCGAGUUCAAGGCAAGCCAACAUUUUUGAAGUUUAUCAUCCCCAUCGGGAGUUUAUGGCUGCUUUUCAGGACUUGGCUAACACGGCAUGGCAUCAAAUGAGGCCUAGUCCAUACGCCACGAUCAAAGUUAAAAGAGCUGCAAAUGUCUAUGGUCGCAAACGUCGGCAGUAUGACGACGUGUGCAACUGUGGUGCGCAAGCGUCUAAUUGUCCCAAGGGACCGCCGGGCCCCCCUGGACAGCCUGGAGAAGACGGAGUGCCAGGAGAGCCAGGUGAAGCGGGAGGGGUUGGCACGUUAGGUACAGAGCUCGGAUACGGUGACGAGGGACGUGAAUGUAUCAAAUGCCCAGUUGGCCCACCUGGACCACCCGGUCCUGUUGGUCCACCAGGCCCUCAAGGUAUGGAUGGCGAAGAUGGAACGCCAGCACCAAGUGGUGCACCUGGACAACCAGGACCGGUUGGUGAAAUGGGUGAGCCAGGACCGCCUGGACUGCCUGGAUCUGACGGCCCUCCAGGACCACCAGGCAAGUCGGCUAAGCACGCAGUUGGUCUGCCAGGACCCAUGGGACCAAUAGGACCAAUGGGAGCUCCUGGUGCGCCAGGACAGGAUGGAAAUGAUGGAGCUAUGGGAGAACCUGGACCAGCAGGAUUGCCAGGAUCGGGAGGUUAUCGCGGUAAACGGGGUACUGAUGGGGUGCCGGGUGUCCUUGGAAACCCCGGACCACCCGGUGCAGAUGCUGCAUACUGCCCAUGUCCACCGAGACGUUUCGAAAACGAAUACGGAAAAAGCUAUAGAAGUGCCAUGGAAAGUGGUUUCGAGAAAAUCGAUGUCGUCGAAGUGAUUGAUUUGAGGGAUGAGGAUGACGCGGUCAAAAAUGCGAAGGCUAUGAAGACGAAACGUGCAAAACCAUCGGUGAAGCUUCAUGGAGUCCGAGUUGGAGGUAAUCGAGCACGUCGACGUCAGAACCGUAAUCGACCUGCGAAGAAAAUGCGACGUAAGCACUGA
Molecule: messenger RNA, 1026 nt
Organism: Ostertagia ostertagi
Lineage: Eukaryota; Metazoa; Nematoda; Chromadorea; Rhabditida; Trichostrongylidae
Source: the annotation of a GenBank genome assembly